CUAGGAAAAAAAAAUCAAACCGGGAUUUCGGGAAUGGCUUUCGCUUUUUCCCCCAUCGCGGAGGUUCCGACGUCAGCGGCCGGCCGUCGCCAUGACUCACACGGUGAUGGUAACCAAUGGUGAUGCGGGCCCGCGGUCACGUGGACGGCCGCAGCCAAUGGGGACGGGCGGUUUUCCGUCACGUGGGGCGCGCUGGCCAAUCGGCGCGUCCAAGAUGGCGGGGGGUAUAUAAGGUGUCGUCGGGGUGCCAUUUGCGGAGCGGAGGCUCGGCUUUAGGGAGUCGCUUCUCGUCGGAUUUACGUAGAAAUCCCCAAACGAAACGGGUAAAAUAUAGGUUUAAAAACUCUCCCGAAGGCGCCGGCACUCGGUUGCCGUUUUCGACAGCUGGAUUUUAAGCGGCAGCAUGGAAAGUGAGGGCGGUUCUGCGGCCCCGGCAGGCCCAACGACUCGGCUACCAGGUGAGGUCUACAAUGGGAUCAAUGGUAUGUCGAGUGAGAGUGGCCCAGGGAAGAGACUAAGAAAACUACCAGCGAUGGGGGAUGGCCUAGAAAGCACACAGAUGUCUUCAACACAGUCACAAGCUCAACCCCAACAAAGCAUUGCUGGUAAUCCUUUCCAUCCUGAAACAUCCAAUCCCAACCGAUCCAAACGGCUGACAAACCAGCUCCAGUUUUUGUCAAAAGCGCUCCUGAAGACAAUAUGGAAACACCAGUUUGCUUGGCCUUUCCAACAGCCUGUGGAUGCUGCGAAAUUAAACCUACCUGAUUACUAUAAAAUCAUCAAACAUCCUAUGGAUAUGGGAACAAUUAAAAAACGCUUAGAAAACAAUUACUACUUGAACGCCCAAGAAUGUAUUCAAGACUUCAAUACCAUGUUUACCAACUGUUACAUUUACAAUAAGCAAGGGGACGAUAUAGUCUUAAUGGCAGAAGCUUUGGAAAAGAUAUUUCUUCAGAAAAUUUCAGAGAUGCCACAAGAAGAGAUUGAAGUACCCAUCCAGCCUACCAAAGGAUCACGGGGACGAAGCAGAAAAGAAGCAGUUCAUUCUAAAACCAACGUGUCAACUGUACAGACUGUCACACAGACGAUAAUGCCAGUAUCCGCACCAGCACAACCACAGCAGCCACCACCUCAGCGGGCACCUCAGGCAUCUCAGCCUGCACCACCACAGCCGCAGCUUCCAUUGGUAUCUGUGCCGGCACCCACGCCACAGUCAUUUCCUCCUGCAACUCCUGACUUGAUAGUCCAGCCUCCAACUACAACAGUGUCUCCGCAUACUUCAGCACCCCCAAUGCCGACACUCACGCCAACAACUGUGAUGACAACAGCACCACAGCCUUUAAAGCAUAAAAAGGGUGUGAAAAGGAAAGCUGAUACAACAACUCCAACAACCAACGUUGCAGUGAAGAGUCGAGAGUCUUCUCCGUUAAUGACCGAACCCAAACCUGCAAAGAUCCCUUCCAGAAGUGGCAGACCUCCCAAACCUGCAAAGAAAGAGAUUCCAGACUCACAACAGCAAAUUCAUCUUGAGAAGAGUGCGGGUGGAGGUGUUGGGAUUGUCGGAAGUGGUGGUGAUGGCAGUGGCAGUGGCAGUGAGCUUGUUGUCGGCAGUGGAAACGUUUCAGAACAGUUGAAGUACUGCACUGGGAUUCUAAAGGAAAUGUUCGCCAAGAAGCACGCAGCCUAUGCCUGGCCCUUCUACAAACCUGUGGAUGUAGACGCCUUGGGACUGCAUGAUUAUCAUGACAUUAUAAAACACCCAAUGGAUCUCUGUACUAUUAAAGCAAAAAUGGACAACCGACAAUAUGGGGAUGCUCAAGACUUUGCAGCAGAUGUUCGGUUGAUGUUCUCCAAUUGUUACAAAUAUAAUCCUCCUGAUCAUGAAGUGGUUGCGAUGGCAAGAAAACUGCAGGAUGUGUUUGAGAUGCGUUUUGCAAAAAAGCCAGACGAGCCCGUUGAACCAGUUGUUCCAUCUCCUCCUCCUGUACCACCUCCAACCAACCAGGUGUCAUCCUCAUCUUCGAGCGACAGUAGCAGUGAUAGCUCCUCUGACAGCGACAGCAGCACAGACGAUUCCGAGGAGGAGCGGGCACAGCGGCUGGCUGAACUUCAAGAACAGUUGAAAGCGGUACAUGAGCAGCUGGCUGCCCUUUCCCAACCCCAACUGUCAAAACCAAAGAAGAAAGAGAAAGAUAAGAAAGAGGAGAAAAAGAAAGAGAAGGAAAAGGACAAAGAAAAAGAGAGGCAUAAAAAGAAAGAUGAUGUGGAAGAAAAGAGAAAGAACAAAGCUAAGGAGCAACAGCCAAAAAAAUCAAAGAAGAGCAAUGCAAAUUCCAGGAACAUGAAGAACAACAAACCUGGACCCACGUACGACUCUGAAGAAGAAGAUAAAUGCAAGCCGAUGACCUAUGAGGAGAAAAGACAGCUGAGUCUGGAUAUAAACAAACUUCCUGGAGAUAAAUUGGGGAGAGUAGUUCACAUCAUUCAGUCCCGUGAGCCCUCACUGAGAAACUCAAACCCUGACGAAAUUGAAAUAGACUUUGAAACUUUAAAACCCUCCACAUUGCGAGAGCUAGAACGAUACGUUACGUCGUGUUUACGAAAGAAAGCGAGGAAACCUCAAGCUGAGAAGCAUGACGUAAGCAUGGAUGUGGGAGGCCCUUCAAGGAUGAGAAGCAGCAGCAGUUCUUCUGAGUCAGACAGUAGCAGUGACUCCAGCUCCUCUGAGAGCAACGACUCUGAAACAGAGGUGCCACCUAAAACCAAACAUGGCAGCCACAAGAGUCGCUCUGGACGGGAGCAAAAGAAGCAACAUCACCACCACCAUCAGCUUCCACAGCCGAUGAAGCAAUCACCUCCACAGUUUAUACCUACUCCCCUUCCAAUCAUGGAGCCACAGAUAUUGACCAAUGCCUAUGAUGCCAUGCCGCACUUUGGACAGCCCAUAAUGCACCUUCCUCACCAAAGCGAGCUGCAGACGCAUUUGCCGCCACCACCCGAACAGCAUUCGCCCCCUCACCUCACCCAGCAUUCAGUGGUGUCUCCACCAGCCUUGCACAGUAGUUUGCCUCAACAGCCAUCCAGACCCAGUGGUAAAGCGGCACCAUUACCUCCCAAACAGCCUCGUCCUCUUGCACAGUCCCCGCCCAUGGCCCCACAGCCUAUAUUACAGCCCCCACAGAUGACUCAGCCGCCAGCUAUUCUAGAAGAGGAAGAACUACCAUCUCAUCUCUCGAUCCCCCUACAUGCUUCUCAGAUGCACCUGUAUCUGCAACAGCUGCAAAAGGCCCAGAGUCACACCCCGCUUCUCUCAACGGUCCAGACUGCGUCCCUGCCCCAGCCACUGCCCCAGACCAUCCUCAGCCAACCCCAGGUAUCUCACGCGCAGCCCCAGCCUCCACCCCACACUCAGGCUGUGACACAUCCCCAGCCUCAGCCUCUCUCCCAACAGCAGGUACAACAGCAACAGCAGCAGCAGCAGCCAAGGCCACUUCACAUGCAGCCCAUGCAGUUUCCACCACACAUCCAGCACCCGCAGCCUCCCCACCAACCUCCCCCGCAGGCGAAACCCCAGCAAGUCAUUCAGCAUCACCACUCCCCACGGCAGCCAAAACCUGAUCCCUACUCCACAGCUCAUAUGGCAGAUGUGUCUUCUCCGCUCCUGAUGCAUUCCCCACCACUGCCACAAUUUCCAUCCCUUGUUCAGUCACCACCAAGAAAUGUACAGACUAAAAAACAGGAACCCCGAACACCGUCAAUAGUACAGUCGCAACCGAUGGUGCACGUGAAAGAAGAGAAGAGUCACUCUUCACCCGUAAUCAGAAAUGAGCCAUUUAGUCCUUCAAUGCGGCAGGAGCCAUCAAAGCCGAGGGAAGGAAACAAACCACCUCCACAUCUUGGUCACAGGGCGGAGAUGAAGCAGAUGGAAGUUGCUGGGCCAGUGAUUCGGCCUCCGGAACACAGCUCGCAGCCUUCUCCUCAGGACAAAGACAAACACAAACAACAGACGCCCAAAACUCCUGUGGCUCCCAAAAAGGAUCUCAAGAUCAAGAACAUGGGAUCAUGGGCAAGUCUUGUUAAGAAGACUCCUUCCACUCCCUCAUCUACGGCAAAAUCAUCAAGCGAUAGCUUUGAGCAGUUUAGGCGAGCAGCGCGAGAGAAAGAGGAGCGAGAAAAGGCGCUUAAAGCACAGGAAGAGUAUCGUAAGAUGCAACACGAGGCAGCGGAGAAGGAGCGUCUCCGCAUGGAGCAGGAGAGACAGCGAAGUCGAGAUGAGGAGGAUGCUUUGGAGUGCGCCCGGAGAGCUCACGAGGAGGUGAGAAGACAGCAGCAGCAUCUUCAACAGCAACAGCAACAACAGCAGCAGCAGCAGCAGCAGCAGCAGCAAACAGCAGCAACAGCAGCAACAGCAACACAGCAGCAACAGAGCUCUCAACCCACCUCACAGUCUAUGCUGGAUCAGCAGCGAGAGCUAGCAAGGAAGCGGGAGCAAGAACGAAGGCGGAAGGAAGCAAUGGCGGCUACGAUUGACAUGAAUUUUCAGAGCGACUUAAUGGCAAUAUUUGAAGAGAAUCUCUUCUGAGGACCCCUUUUCCUGGAUAUCCUGACUUUUGAAAGUACUACGAAACUGUUUUCCAUGAGUUGCGUGGCACCGUAGUGUUUGGGCCAGGUUCUUGGUGCACGGUCUUUCUGCAUGUGUGACCCAGUGAGUGAGCGAAUCGUUCAGUCGAUGCCUUGGAUGGAUGGAUGGACAUGGAUGGACAGAAGUCUGCCUUACAUUUAACCCACAAUAUAGGAAUGAACAAAUAGACAAAAAAAACUUAUUGUUGUUUAGAAAACACGUGCACAAAUGUGCGUCCAGCUUUCCGAAUGAUACUACUGUAAAGAGGGUAGGGAGGGGUUACCCAUUAGCUGCAAGGCUGUCCUCGCCAAACUCCUUCACUAUGUACGAAAAGACACAAUAACAUUCUGAUGUACUCAAUCAAACAGGGUUUCACUGUUACAGUGUCAGGGCCCUGUUUCCUGAACGGUUUUGCUGCAUUGGCUCUAUAAAUCUAGUUCGUCUCCUUCACUGCUCAUGAGAGAACGGGGCAAUACUAUGAUAUAUAUGGGUGGAUUCCCCUGUAAUUGGGAAAACUGGCCCCUUCACUAAGUUACAACAGUAUAAUCUGGAUGGACUAUUUAAGCAGUGCAACUAUGUGUUCAUUUUUUUUUUACAGUGCAUAGUGCUGUCUGCGGGUUUUGUUUAUCUACAGAGUUUUCACAUACUAGGCUGGGUAUGUUCUGACAAGCCAUGUGAUGGUUAUGGCAAUACAAAAAAGGGAAAAAAAUCGUAUGUCGGAGGUUAUGAGUUUAAACAGCUGUCCCAUCUAAAGCAUUUUUUUUUGUUUUUCCCUGUUUUAAUUUCUUUUCUGCAGUGUUUGGGAUCAAAGCUGGACUACCAACCAAAGUAGGUAAAAUUGUUUUGUCUCAUUACCUCAGGAGAUACGAAUGUUGAAUGGCACUGCUGAAACUGUUUUGUACUGUUGUCCCUCUGAAUAGUAAAGAUACAAGAGCUGACUUUCUUUUCUGCAAAUAACCAGAGGUUUCAGCUGCCCUUGAGUAGUUCAACCGAUGCUGUAUAGUGGGUAUGGUUGGUGUGCAAUGCUUAACUUGUAUGUUUUCUGUAAUUAAAAAAAACUUACUUUAUUAAUGUAGCAGACUUCCAUACGAUUUGGAGGCCCAGGUGUGAGUUUUAUCUUUAUAUGGUCGAUUCUGGGCGUUCCUUUUUUUUCUUCAGAGGGUUGUACAAAAUAUACGAGCUGUUUCUGUGCAAGUGUCUCUUUAGUAUUCGCUAAAAGCAUCAAGUGAAGUGCUGGUUCUCCUAGUUAAACUCUGCAGCAAGAAUUAGACGAGUGAUUGUUUUAUGGCAAAUAUGGCAAAAUUUAAAUUAAUGUACCAUUCCUCGUCUUUGCCUUUAAAUAUAAUUUUAUUUUUUCAGCUGUUUUUAACCUUUUUCUUUUUUUUUUAAAUGAACAUAUUUUAAUGUGCCAAAAUACCCACUAUACAGUACCAGCUCCAGUGUUGGUAACCUCAGUUUAAAGUCGGUUUUACUGAGAGGCAGAAAAAUUGCAUUUGGUCUGUAUCGAUUAUUGAAUAAACACACCUUUUAUACAAUACACUGGUGUCUUUUUUCUUUAGCCUAGAAUCUGUUCCAUUGGAGUGAUCACCUAUACCUAAUGAUCAUGCUUUCAGAAUGCACUGAUAACGUAGCUUGCUUAUGAUACAUCUUGAUUAAAAUUACUCCAUUAUUAAAAGUUAAAUGACACAUUUACCACAGUAAGAAAAAGUGAUUUUUUU
Molecule: messenger RNA, 6339 nt
Organism: Amblyraja radiata (thorny skate)
Lineage: Eukaryota; Metazoa; Chordata; Chondrichthyes; Rajiformes; Rajidae
Product: bromodomain-containing protein 4-like
Biological process (GO): regulation of DNA-templated transcription; chromatin remodeling
Cellular component (GO): nucleus; chromatin
Source: RefSeq, a predicted model, not a curated record